Mizuhopecten yessoensis (Yesso scallop) is the source of this 768-nucleotide messenger RNA. RefSeq names its product TCF3 fusion partner homolog. Gene Ontology annotation, molecular function: DNA binding. The transcript is spliced from 4 exons. Gene Ontology annotation, biological process: apoptotic process; apoptotic signaling pathway; positive regulation of apoptotic process. Lineage: Eukaryota; Metazoa; Mollusca; Bivalvia; Pectinida; Pectinidae. The record is from RefSeq and is a predicted model, not a curated record. Gene Ontology annotation, cellular component: Ino80 complex.
AUGCGUUCGAAGGAUAACUGUAACCUGAUUAACACUGUAACACAAACCUGUACACGCAUUUGCCAUGAAAACUUCUCUAGUAAAACUCAAUACCCCACAUGUCGCACAUAUAAACAUGGUCGCCGCCAUCUUGGAAUAGAAAUCUUCCCGCUCCGAGACGGCAGAGGUAGAAGACCCUCCAGAAGCAAAAAAGCUACAAAUCGAGUGACCGGAAGUUAUAUUCUAGAAGUAGAAGAGUGCAAAUCGAGUUGGCCUCGGGAAGCGCAGCUAGCAGUGUUAGCAAACGAAAAUGCUUUUCUGAAGAAAUAAUUUUCACUAAGGACGAAAUGUGAACAACUACAACAAGCAAAUGAAAAAGGUGUGAACAGAAUUCAGCAUGUGAAGAAGCUCAUUAAAAGAUGGAAGAGAGAACGAAGAUAUCUGGCCAGUAAGUUAGACGAGUACGGUGAUUCUUAUCAGGAGUCACAAGUGCCCCUCAUGUGGGAGGAGGAUCAGAUCUUUAAAAGGAUACGACCAACAAAGAAUGGAGGGGAGCUUAUUCCAGAUACCCAGCCACCAAAGAUCAAACAGGAGCGUCCAGUGGCAGACAUUUUAUCUUCAAUAAAUCCAAUCUUGGCUGCCCAUGGAAUGGCGGAAGUUGGAUCCCAUGGUAGUCCGACAGCUACAUCUUCUGGAAAAUCCAGAAAUCGUUGAGUUCUGGGACGUUCUACUGACUGGAGAACUCACACAAACACAAACACGUGUUACAGGCAAUACUAGCAGGUAGCC